Messenger RNA from Serendipita indica DSM 11827, 1197 nucleotides. The record is from the annotation of a GenBank genome assembly. Lineage: Eukaryota; Fungi; Basidiomycota; Agaricomycetes; Sebacinales; Serendipitaceae.
AUGCUUCGUGCAGCUAUCCUCCUUGUUGCGUCUUGCGCCCUCACGGCUGUAGCAGGGGUACCGCUCUACGGUCAGUGCGGUGGUAUUGGCUACACAGGUUCCACGACCUGUGACCAGGGUGUUUGCACGUAUUCGAAUGAUUGGUAUUCCCAGUGCCUUCCAGGCUCUGGUGGUGGUCAAAGCAGUAGCACCAGGCCCCCUACAUCAACCUCGAGCUCUCGACCUCCAACGUCGACGAGCAGUUCCACUGGCGGAACCUCCACCCUCCCAUCCAGCUUCAAGUGGAGCUCGAGCGGCGCCCUUGUGAGCCCAAAGAACGACUCACGCAACAUCAAGGGUAUCAAGGACCCUUCCAUCGUCUAUUACAAUGGAAAAUACCACGUAUUCGCCAGCACAGCCGUCGCCUCCGGCUACAAUCUCGUCUACUUCAGCUUUAGCGACUUCAGCCAGGCCAACUCUGCCACAUUCUACUACCUAGACCAAACACCCAUCGGCUCUGGUUACCGCGCGGCUCCCCAGGUCUUCUUCUUCGCACCCCAGAACAAGUGGUACCUCAUUUACCAGAACGGCAAUGCUGCGUACUCGACCAACUCGGAUAUCAGCAACCCCUCUGGUUGGACUGCGGGCAAGAACUUCUUCAGUGGCACCCCAAGCAUCAUCACUCAGAACAUUGGCAAUGGCUACUGGGUAGACAUGUGGGUCAUUUGCGACUCUGCAAACUGCUACCUGUUCUCGUCCGACGACAAUGGACAUCUGUACCGCUCGCAGACUACCUUGGCCAACUUCCCCAACGGUAUGGGCAACACCGUUAUUGCUCUGUCGGCACCAAACAAAAACGAUCUGUUCGAGGCAUCCAACGUCUACAAAGUCGGUAAUCAGUACUUGCUCAUUGUCGAGUGCAUCGGCAGCAAUGGUCGCUACUUCCGCUCUUGGAAGUCCUCCAGCCUUACUGGCUCGUGGACCGCACUCGCGGCUACCGAGUCGAAUCCCUUCGCUGGCAAGAACAAUGUGGACUUCCCUGGUGGCCGCUGGACCAACGAUAUCUCACAUGGUGAAGCAAUUCGCAGCCAGGUCGAUCAGACGAUGAGCAUCAGCGGCUGCAUACGCUAUCUCUACCAGGGUCUUGCACCUGGAUCGAGCGGGGACUACAACUCUCUCCCCUGGCGCCUCGGUCUCCUCACCCAGACAAACUGCUAA